Ectocarpus sp. CCAP 1310/34 is the source of this 567-nucleotide messenger RNA. Lineage: Eukaryota; Phaeophyceae; Ectocarpales; Ectocarpaceae. The record is from the annotation of a GenBank genome assembly.
AUGGCUCUUGAUCGGGAGCUGGAGCAGCCGCGCCCGACGCGAUGGCGGAAUCUAGCCGGCGUUGGAACGCUCGUAAUCAGUGCAACGGCGGUCACGCAGAGUAACUCGGGCGCUAGUUUGGUGGACAUCGUUACCUCUUCGGCAGAAACAACGGGCACGGUGGAAGAGGUGGCCCCGCUUUCCUUCCAGGCGCUCAACUUCUACCACAUCCGGGACGGCAAGCCGGCGCAGGACUACCCGUGGCUCCAGGAUGUGAAGCUCAUCGAACCCCACCGCGAGACAACCAUGUCGGUUUCAUCGCCCCGAGACGGCUACGACUACAUCUGGGAGGUGCGCAGCGGCGACACGGACAACACCAAAGUGCGUGCGUCGGCGAGAGGGGCGGUGGUCCUCAUAACCCUGACGAUUCUCGACGACAACGUGAUCACGCUGAAGGAGGUCAACUCCGACGGGGAGAUCAUGCGGCAGCUGGACGAGCUGGUGAUGGUCAAGUAUGUUCGCCGGGAGAUCAGAACUCUAACGGACAAUGAGCGAGAAGAGCUGUUUCAUGCGGUGAGAAAGUGGUAG